This is a messenger RNA of Oryzias melastigma (Indian medaka), 3001 nucleotides long. It is a transcript of the gene gnpat, whose product is annotated as glyceronephosphate O-acyltransferase. Lineage: Eukaryota; Metazoa; Chordata; Actinopteri; Beloniformes; Adrianichthyidae. Gene Ontology annotation, molecular function: glycerone-phosphate O-acyltransferase activity. The transcript is spliced from 17 exons. Gene Ontology annotation, cellular component: mitochondrial membrane; peroxisomal membrane. The coding region runs from base 125 to 2182 and encodes 685 amino acids. Gene Ontology annotation, biological process: ether lipid biosynthetic process. The record is from RefSeq and is a predicted model, not a curated record.
CCGUAGAAGGAGAUGUCACUUUAAGGUUUGCACGCGCGUCUGUGAAAAGUUACUAAAGCUCAUUUAUCAUCCAAGUCACCGGCGUGAAACCAAAGAAAUAUCUCUGUGCGUUGAAUCUCACUGGAUGCUAAAUUUUAGCGUCUUUGUGGGACAAAGAAUGGCGUCAAAAGUCGUUUAUUCGCCCAGAGACCCCAUGCUGAAGAAACGAGACGACUUUGAGGACGUUCUGGAGGAGAGGAGGCGGUCCAGUGACCUCAGAUACGCCCUCAGAUGUUACACGCCGGUUCUGUAUAAAGGACUGACUCCUUGCAAAGCCAGCGAGCUGAAGACGAUGGUCCUGGGGUCCGAUCAGCUGCAUUACGUUGUCAAUCAGGUUUCCAGAGAGUCUGGUGUUUCCGUGGAUGAAGUCCAGGCGGAGGCGUCGGUCAUCCUGGAGGAGAUGGCCCAGCGCCUGCAGCUCAGCACCAUCCGCUUCUUCGCCUUCACCCUCAGUAAGGUCUUCAAGGCGAUGUUCAGGAGCAUCUGCGUCAACGAGGAGGGUCUGCAGAGGCUUCAACAGGUCAUCCAGGAGCACCCAGUGGUUCUGUUGCCGAGUCACCGCAGCUACAUGGACUUCCUGCUGAUGUCGUACAUCCUGUACACCUACGACCUUCCUCUGCCGGUCAUUGCUGCUGGCAUGGACUUCAUGGGGAUGAAGGUUGUCGGGGAGAUGCUGCGAAUGUCCGGAGCCUUCUUCAUUCGCCGCUCGUUCGGCGGGGAUAAGCUGUACUGGGCUGUCUUCAGCGAGUACGUCAAAACCAUGCUGCGGAACGGAUUUGCCCCGCUAGAGUUUUUUCUGGAGGGAACCAGAAGCCGGACAGCAAAGUCUUUGACUCCAAAGUUGGGCCUGCUGAAUAUAGCCAUGGAUCCCUUUCUGAAGGGCGAAGUGUUCGACGUGAGCCUGGUUCCUGUCAGCAUCAGCUAUGAGAGGGUCCUGGAGGAGACGCUGUACGCCAGAGAGCUGCUGGGCGUCCCCAAACCCAAAGAGUCCACCUCAGGUCUGUUUAAAGCCCGGAGGGUCCUCAGCGAGGACUACGGCAGCAUCCACGUGUACUUCGGUCCGCCCGUGUCCGUCAGGUCUUUGGCCGAGGGCCGAGUGAACCGCAGUCAGUUCAGCCUGGUUCCGAGGCACAUCCCCAUGAGGCCCAGCGAGGACGUUCACGGCUUCGUCAACGACGCCGCCUACAGGCUGGUUCGAGCUCAGGAGGACAACAUGGUGCUGAAGCCCUGGGUCCUCCUGGCCUCCUUGCUGCUCCAGAACCAGGCUGCAGGGAAGAACCAGGGGGUUCCUCUGGGCGAGCUGAUCCAACAAGCCGUGUGGCUCCGGGAUCUGUGCCGGCAAUUUGGAGCCUUCCUGCACUGGCCAGACCACGUUCCUCCCUCGGAGGUGGUCUCCUCCAGUCUUUCCCUUCACUCUGGUCUGGUGAGGGUCUCUGAGGACAGAGUCUUUCUGGCUUUGGAACAAGGCCCUCCCUGCAGCCUCACAGCGGAGGAGGAGCUCUUGAGCCAGGCGGUAGUCGUGCUCUCCUGCGCCUCCUACAGGAACCAGGUGCUGCACGUGUUCCUGCGACCGGCGCUGCUGGCCUCAGCCAUCCACACGGCGUCUUCCUCUCAGAAACAGGACGUCUACAACAACUUCCUGUUUCUGAGGAACAUGUUUUCCAACGAGUUCAUCCUAUGUCCCGGAGCCGCAGUGCAGGACUUUGAAGAGGCGUGUUACCUUCUGACCAAGAGCGGCGCUCUCCACGUGAACCAGCAUGAGGUUCUGGCGACGGAGAGAGGACACAGAACUCUGGCCUUCCUCACCGGCGUCUUGGAUCCAUUUCUGCAGGGAUACCAGUUGGUCUGCAGGUUCCUGUGUGAAGACGCUACAGAAGCUCUGACUGAAAGACGUUUUGUUCCUGCCGUCCGGGAGUUUAUCAUCAAACAUCUUCUAAAAGGCAGACUAAGAUACCCUGAGGUGUUAUCUUCAGACCUGCAGAGGAACGCUCUGGCGGCGUUGCUGAGACUUGGAGCGGUGCAAAAGGUUCAAGGGGGGGAGGAGCCUGGCGCCCUGAAGGUCAACCGGGUGAUGGUGAACUCCCUGGAGGACACUCUGGGAGGAAGACUGUCCACGCAGAAGGCUCUGCGAGCUCACCUGUAACUAUUCACCCAACAGGCUAAAGAAAACGCCACAAAUAUUCACAUCCUCCAUUUUUUUAAGUACUAUUUUUAACAUUCAGUAAAAGCAGAUUUUUCAAGAGCUUUAUUCCAAAAUAAUGUAUGCAGUUUUUCCUCUCCUGUCGGUUUGUGGCUCUUUUGCACUUUAUUCUUUUAACUUGCUGUUUUGAUUUUCCAGUUUAAGUAAAAUAUUUGAGGUCUGUUGCCAACAAACUGCAGAUAAACAUAAUGCAGUGGAGGAACUGUUACCCCCGUAUGCCAAACUCUGAUGUUUCUUUCUAAAUCUGUUUCACAUAUUGUCAAAAAUUAAUAUUCAUAUUGUUUAUACUUAUUUUGUAUUCACAUAAAGUUAAAAAAAGAAGAACAAAUAUGCAGCAUUACUGUGAUUUCUUAUCCAAUGUCUCUGAAUGAGGGAUUUAAAAACACUCAGGGGAAGUUUCCAGAUUGGAGUUUGGUUUGUUUAAAACGUGUAAACUGAGGUUAUUUGUCUUUUCCUUAGUGGUAGUUUAUGUGCAUAAAUAUGGGCUGAAUAUCACAUCUGAUCAAUUUUGAGUCCUAAAAAAAUUGAAAUUAAACUAUAACGCCAAAAUUCCAAUGGAGAUACUUGAACAGAAAGCAUUAAAAUGUUCCAGAAAUCAUGAAUCUACUGAUGACACAUGGUGAACAUUCAGGUGUGCUUUAAUGUCUGAGCUUGAUUUUUGUGUGUGAAUUUAUGCCUUAAAUUGUUCGGCUCUGAAGCCUUUUAAUGUUUAAUUUUGAGAAAAGCUAAUGUGUGUGUUAAUAAAAAUGUUUUGCAAUACUU